Aspergillus sclerotioniger CBS 115572 is the source of this 522-nucleotide messenger RNA. RefSeq lists its product as uncharacterized. Gene Ontology annotation, molecular function: carboxy-lyase activity. The record is from RefSeq and is a predicted model, not a curated record. The coding region runs from base 1 to 522 and encodes 173 amino acids. The transcript has a single exon. Lineage: Eukaryota; Fungi; Ascomycota; Eurotiomycetes; Eurotiales; Aspergillaceae.
AUGCCCAUCCACCCCCCCACAGCUACCCCCACCUUCAACACCGACCUCCUCAACCGCCACCUCAUCUACAACUACUCUGCCCAUGACAAGGCCGGAAACCCCGAGACCUGGCGCUACGAGAUGUGGUUCUACAACGAAGACCGGAUCGUCUACGCCAUCCACGGGGGACCCAUGGCCGGGAGGAAGAAUUUUCAAACGGCGACUUAUCAAUGUAUCAGACCGGGAGAGCUGUGGCAGUGUAAUUGGCUUGAGGAGACAGGGACGAUUUGUUCGUUGGUUUAUGAUAUUCCGAAUAGGAAGAUUACGACGUUGUUGGGGUUUUCGAGGGGGCAUUGGGUGAAGAAUGUCGAGGCGCGCGGGGAUAAAAGGAAUCGUGAGGAUAUGGAGCGCUGGAGAGAGUUGGCGAGGGUGGGGGAGAGUCAGGCGGAUAGGGUGUUGUUGAGUGAGCAAGCGGAUGUGGUGGAGGUGUUUUGGGGGAAGGGGGAGUUGGAGGGGAUUGAGAUGGGGUGGGAGACGUUGUGA